This is a messenger RNA of Moesziomyces antarcticus, 2454 nucleotides long. Its product is annotated as rhaA is able to hydrolyze alpha-1. The transcript has a single exon. Bases 1 to 2454 code for a protein of 817 amino acids. NCBI's taxonomy places the organism in Eukaryota, Fungi, Basidiomycota, Ustilaginomycetes, Ustilaginales, Ustilaginaceae. Gene Ontology annotation, biological process: carbohydrate metabolic process. The record is from RefSeq and is a predicted model, not a curated record.
AUGUGGCGAACCGUUGCAUUGCUGGCUUCAACAGCGCUUGCUGUGCAAGCGGCGCCCGCCGAUCGCGGCAUCUUCAGCCCGAAACGCAUCUACUUUGGUGCCGCCAUCCCCGCAGAUCCAAGCAGCGUCAGCUUCGAGCCCUACUGUGGAUCCAUCACCCUCAACGAGACACACCCGGUCGCUGUCCUCGACUACGGCAGAGAAGUUGGUGGUACGCCCAUCUUCACUUCGAGCAAUGCCGCCCAGAUCGAGGUGAGGUACACAGAAGCGUACGCUGGUCUGCUCAAGGAGCAGGGGGACGGUCCUUACCCUUUCUCCACCAUGCUGGCCGAUACCUAUCGCAGUCACAACCUCUCGAUGCAUGCCGGCGAACAAUAUCACGCGCCCUCCGUGCAAGGUGGUCAGCGAUGGCAGUCUAUCUCUGCUUCUGGUCCAACCACACUUGACUCGGUCGGCUUCGUCCCCUCUAUGUCGACUCUGGAUGCUGACGAGGUGCCGUCGCAGUUCAGCUCGUCCGAUGAGACCUUGAACGACAUCUGGCGUCUCGGAGCGCGCACUGUGCUGGCAGCGUGCUUCGAACAAGCUUCGCAGCCGUCGACGUGGUCGCCCAGUGCGCAGGGUGUCCUUGUGCCCGGUCAGCGACCUGCUCUGACUCGCAGGUUCUAUGCCAUGGAACCGUACACGCUCACCUUCGAGAGUCGCAUCGAACUCGGCGGAACCGGCUGGGCGGUCGGGUUCCCGGUCUCGACGCUGGAUGGCGGCCUUCUUCUGUACAUCCGCAACGACACACUCACACUAGGGUACGGCUUCUCGCUGCUCAAUCAGACGAGCCUCAACUCUUACGUGCUGGAAUCGUUCACGGUCUCGGUGCGCAAAAAGCAAUGGCUUGCCAUUCAGACCGACGUUUCGGAAGGGAGCCUUGCGGUCAGGAUCGAUGGGCAGAGCGUCUUCAACGUCUCUUUGAGCAAGUACUGGCUGCCUAAAGCUCCCCUUGCGCAGUCCAGAACUCGCGGCUCCUUCGGCUUUGGCCCGUGGCAGGACCACGUGGCUCGCUAUCGAAACGUCAAGGCGGUGGCGACCAACGGCACCAUGCUGUACUCGAAUGACAUGAAGGACACCUCGGGUCAGCUCCUUGAAGAGUAUGGAGUGGCAACCAACCGCUUUGCGACAUGCCUCGAUGGUGCCAAGCGAGACAGGCUGGUCUGGCUCGGCGACUUCUACCACACCGUGCACACUGUAGCCUCGUCAUCUGCCAGGCGUGAUCAGAUCGAGGGUACGCUCGACUAUAUUUUCAAGUAUCAGAUCGCAGAUGGAUCGGUUCCCUCUUCGCCCGGAAUGGGCUACGAUCCGGACAAGAGCAUGGCAGAGGCGGCGCAACGAGGCAAGCCCAACUACCUGCUGCGCGCGGACGCCAACAUCCCCAUCCCUCUUUCGCCGGGAAGCUACGGUCUGUUCGACUACGACAUGCUCGGUCUGCUGGCGUAUCUGCGCUACAUUGAAAACUGGGGCUGGACCAGCUGGGCCAAGGCCAACUUCGAGCACGCUUCGAACAUCAAAGACUUUAUCGUCUCUUCCGCCAACCAGACCACCGGUCUGAUGAACUUCCCAGGCUUCCUGGGCCCAGCACAGGGGUCGGCCAUCGGCUUCCUUGCUCUCAAUGCUCUGAGGAAGUUCGAUGCGCUCUCGCCCAACUCGACGGUCAUGUCCACUGCAGACAAGCUGCAGCAGGCACUGUGGACACUGUGGGAUUCCGACAACGGGGGCUUCCGCAUCUCGAAGGCGGACGGCAACUUUUCCAUCGCUGCGACUGCCUUCGCACUCGAGAGUGGAGCUGUGAUGGCCAAUGACACGGAGCACGCGACGGCGCUACUGCGUCGACUGGACCAAGUCAAAGUUCCCAUCGGAGGCUACCUCGACACUUCGGCUGCCAUCGACGAUCCCACCGCCAACAUCUCGCCCAACAUCAAUGGCUUCCUGCUGGAUGCGCUGGCAGGAGCUGGACAGCACAAGAUGGCGGCCGAGCUGACCAAGAGCAUCUGGACCCAGAUGUUGACCAAUGUCUCGACCAACACGGGCACCACCUGGGAGUACAUGAGCCAGACGGGUCAGCCUGGUCUGUCGUUCUUUACGAGUCACAGCCACCCCUGGUCGAGCGCGCCCACGUACGUGCUGCCACGAUACGCUGCCGGCCUGAGACCACUUGCUCCCGGGUACACCAAGUUUGUGGUGGAGCCCGUACCGGAAGCGUACGGACUCAGCUGGGCGAGCGUGGACCAGAAGACCGAGAACGGCUACAUUCGCGUUCGCUGGAACCAGACGGAUUCAGGUUUGACUGUCCGAGUGAAGGCGCCCGAGAGCGCGGUCGGCCAGGUGGCGUACACCUCUUCGGACGGGACACGCAAGGUGGUGGACCUCCAAGCUAGGUCCGGCUGGCAACAGACCUCGUUCUCUUAG